AUGAUGUCAAUAAAGAUUCCAAAUAAGCUGCGUUAUUUGGUAUUCAAUUCCGAUGUCCCGCGUAUGAAAGACUUCCUGGAUGGAACUGUUUGUGAUCUAUUUGCACAUAUUCUGCCCGAGGCAAUAACUUACGUUUACGAUGAGUUAUCCAUCAGACUGCCGCUUGAUUUGGAGAAGCCGACGACUGAGACCAGUCCACGCAAAACAUUCGAUGUGGUGUUGCCCGAAAAACCGAAAGCUGCACUGAGCAGUGCAGCACUAGCCGAACUAGAACGAAAACGUUUGGAAAAAAAGAAAAAUAAUAAGGGGAUGGAACGCAAGAGGGCUAAAUCACCUUCGGAAUGUGGAUACCGCGAAUUGGCCAUUAGAGCAGCAAAAAUAGAGCAACGAAUCGCUGAGCAGAAAAAGCGCGCUGCUGAAGAGAAAAAGCGAAGAAGGGAGCUAAAAAAAGCGAGAGCUGAAAGACAUGUUUUGGGUAGCAGUAACGGUAAUGAUGGAGAAGAUCUAGGCGAAGUUGUUGUACCCGCAACACCGGAGUCACACAUGGGCAGCACAUCAUCAGACUCUUCGGACGACGGAGGUUUUGGAGAAGAUAUCGAUGAAGUGAUGCAGACGCCAAUUGAAAAACUUAACAGAAUCCCAAAACCUCGUGAUAUGGAGCUGAGAGCGCUAGCAGAGAAAUGUUUCAAUGAGUCGUUGGCAAGGCGUGGAGCCAGACAGCCCGCAGCAUCUUGGACAGGGCAACAGUUUCAAAGACCAACGGUCAGAGUUGCUAAUUCUCCGCCAAAAAGCUCUGCGCGCGUCAAUUUAUUUGAACGUUUCGCCAUGAUGGAUCGAAUGAAGAAACCGAAGCAGCUCGAAGCCUACGAUCGUGGUACUUCUCGUCGCAGUCUGUUUGACGACGGCAGUUCCAAGGAAUGUCGUGCAGAAGGGACAACCCGCUCGUUUCGGUAUAUUCAAAGGAAUCGAUGUAGACGUCCAGUGAGGGCCGGUAGCGGUCAUACAUCUCAUAUGUUGCUGAACAUCUACAAUUCACAUCUUCUAAAUCCACCAGUACUGCCAAAGCAAUGUGCAGUCAAACGCCGGGCGUCGGGGCCGGAUGGUGAACACCAAGUAACUAAGAUGAACGUUUACGAAACAUUCAAAUUGAAACCUUUUAGGCCUCGAACUACUAGUGAAAAUGCAGGGUUAUCGUCUGUAACUAUUGUGCCGGAAAGUCGCGAAGUAAGCAGUUUCUCUCAAGAUGUAAGAACGACCGAAUGCGCAGUAUUAUCGGAAUCGAGCGAAAGUAUGAGCACGAAGAGAUCGGAUGAGAAACCGACAGAGAAGAAAAGCAAAUUAUCACUGCGAUCAGGGAAUUCAUCAUCGUCCGAUCUUUUUAGUGCGACAGGUUCGCAAGGGUCAUUCAGCAAAUCAAGUGAAUCAGUAGAAAGUUCGGACACUGAAUCCGGUGCUUCAGACGAGUUGCCGGGGAAAAAUUCAGGUAAAGCUGGAGGAGUAAAAAAGAAAAGUGGGAAAAAGUCUGUUUUACCAGGAGGGAAGUCACGUCUUCCGACAACUGUGGGAACUCAGGCUGAUGUUUUGGAACAGAGCCCAAAUGAAUAUGAAACCUGA
This is a messenger RNA of Gongylonema pulchrum, 1614 nucleotides long. NCBI's taxonomy places the organism in Eukaryota, Metazoa, Nematoda, Chromadorea, Rhabditida, Gongylonematidae. The record is from the annotation of a GenBank genome assembly.